Capsella rubella is the source of this 3164-nucleotide messenger RNA. Its product is annotated as nuclear intron maturase 3, mitochondrial. The transcript has a single exon. The record is from RefSeq and is a predicted model, not a curated record. The coding region runs from base 32 to 2341 and encodes 769 amino acids. Lineage: Eukaryota; Viridiplantae; Streptophyta; Magnoliopsida; Brassicales; Brassicaceae. Gene Ontology annotation, biological process: mRNA processing.
CUGACACUUCGCUGAACUUUUCAGCGAUUCCAUGGUUUUGCAGCUGAGAGGACACUCUCUCUACAGCCGUGGAAUCUCCUUCCUUGUCUCUUCUUCCUUGAGGAAUCUGAGUACGGCUUCUUCGCUGUAUUUGAACUCCGACGAAACCAUUACUGAGCCGUUGGUGAAAUCAGAGCUCGAAGCCCUGGUUCUCAAGCAAUACUCUCAUGGUAAAUUCUACGGUCUCGUUAAAAGCGCUGUUGCUUUGCCUUCUGUUCUUCUUGCCGCCUGUCAGAAUCUGUCUCUUGCUGCAAACUCUCACGGUUCCUCCGGCGACUUAGCCGAUCGCGUCUCGAGGAGGUUCUCGAUCGAAGAAUUGGGACGCGAGAUACGCGAAGGCAAGUUUGAUAUUCGUUCAUCUUGCGUUGAUUUCAUCUCUUCAAGUGAAAAGGGACGAUGCGAUGAAUCUCUUCUUCUCCCCAAUCUAAAACUCAAAGUGUUGAUUGAAGCUAUUAGAAUGGUUCUUGAGAUUGUCUACGAUGAUCGAUUCGCUACGUUUUCGUAUGGUGGACGUGUUGGUAUGGGUAGGCAUACAGCUAUUCGUUACCUGAAGAACUCAGUGGAGAAUCCACGGUGGUGGUUUCGUGUUUCGUUUGCUCGACAAGUGUUAGAGGAACGUAAUGUGGAUAUACUGUGUGGCCUUGUUGGAGAGAAGAUCAACGAUAGUUUGUUGAUUGAGAUGAUAAAGAAGCUGUUUGAGUUUGGGAUUCUGAAGAUUGAACUUGGUGGAUGUAAUAAUGCAAGGGGAUUUCCACAAGAAUGUGGAUUGUGUUCGAUCUUGAUCAAUGUUUACUUUGAUGGACUUGACCAAGAAAUUCAAGAUAUGAGGCUAAAGAUGAAAGUGAAGAAUCCUCGCGUUGGUACAGGAGAUGAGGAAUCGAUCGGUAAUGUUUUCUAUAAGCCAGUAAAUAUUUAUGCUGUGAGGUAUUUAGAUGAGAUACUUGUGAUAACAUCGGGAUCGAAAAUGCUGACAAUGGAUUUGAAGAAGCAGAUUUUAGACAUUUUGGAACAGAGACUAGAGCUGAGAGUAGAUAGGCUGAACACAUCAGUUCAUAGUGCAGUGUCAGAGAAGAUUAACUUUUUAGGGAUGUAUCUACAGGCUGUUCCACCUUCUGUUUUGCGCCCGCCUAUGUCUGAGAAAGCGGUUAGAGCAAUGAAGAAAUAUCAGCGGCAGAAAGACGUUAGGAAGUUGGAGUUGAGAAAUGCUAGGGAGAGGAAUCGGAAGACGAUGGGGCUGAAAAUAUUUAGACAUGUCUUGAAGAAAGUCAAGCAGAGCACCGGAUUCAGAUUUGAAGGUGAGAUAGAGAAUGAGGUUAGGGAUAUUUUCCAGAGCUGGGGAGAGGAAGUCAUGCAAGAAUUCAUGGGAUCCCUUGAAGAGCGCUGGAAAUGGCAUUGGCUGCUCACUAGAGGAGAUUUUCUCUCUUUGAGACAUAUACGAGAGAAAUUACCACAAGACCUGAUUGAUGCUUAUGAUGGAUUUCAGGAGCAGGUGGACAAACAUUUAGCACCGACCAAAGCUAAAAAGGUACUAGAGGAUGAGGCGAGGAGAGUAGAAGAAGAAGAGGAACAGAGAUAUGCUGAAAGGACAGUUGAGGAUUUGACUAAGUUAUGCAUGAAGGUGUCAGCUCCGGAGGAAAUUGUUAGAAAGGCGGUUAAGUUAGUUGGUUUCACAAACAACAUGGGACGACCACGGCCUAUCGUUGACCUUACGUGUCUAGAAGAUUCUGAUAUCAUCAAAUGGUAUGCGGGUAUAGGGCGUAAAUGGCUUGAUUUCUUCUGCUGUUGCCACAAUUAUAAGAUGCUCAAAAUCAUUGUAAGUUAUCAUAUGAGGUUUUCCUGUAUUUUAACAUUAGCAGAGAAGCACGGAUCCACUAAACAUGAAGCUAUUAGACACUACACGAAAGAUCUCAGAGUAUUAGAUAUUGAGGGGAGUGAAGAGGCGCACUUUCCAAAGGAAAGAGAGGUUAAGAUGAUGGGAGACAAGAACCUUUCAGACCCGAGACCGGUGGAUGGUUCACUGUCUUUGCUUUUGGUCAGGCUCGCAUCUGAUGAACCAUUGCAUUCUUGUGCUGCUAGUUUCUGUGAGCGAUCAGAUACAAUCAUGUACCGUGUACAUCUACUGCAAAAUCGCUUGCGUAUCAACCCACUAGACGGAGAAAAAUGGGUUUUUGGCAUGGGAACAAUCCACUCAGCUUUGAAUCGGAAAUGUCUCCCUUUGUGUUCCACUCACAUCAGUGAUGUUUACUUGGGAAAAAUAACUCUUCAAGAUGUUGAUGGUAGUUCUUUCAUCGAUCUCAGGUAAAAUAUGUUAAAAAUGGUCAUUCCUGAGAUCAGGGGAAAACGCAUGCCAAAAGCUUUGUGUAGCAAACACAUCUGUUUCGAUUUCAUUUGAAUCGAUGACCGAAUAGAUCAAUACUUGGUACACAACUUUUUGGCUGCGCAUUGCAUCGUGUUCGUCAAGGCGUUUAAUUUCUCACUUUUCAGGGUCAGAAACAAAAGGUUUGAGCAUAGGUUUGGUUGCCUAAGAAAUGAAAAAUUUGAUGAUCAUCAGCAUCCACCUGAGCUCUUGACGUUUGUUACUUUAUGAUCGUCAGUAUUGAGACUGCAUUGUGAUCUCAGUUCAUGUACCGGAAAGUGGCUAUGGAUGAUGUUAUGUGGUUGACUGGAUGAAUAUUUGGCAAAAACAAACAAGUGUGAGAUCUUCAUAUCUACUCUGUCUCUCCUCGAAGCUGAGCUUUUUUUUUGGUUGCUUCAGUACAGUCACUCAACAAGAGAUUCACUAUGAUUUUUUCGAAACCAAAGUAUAAGAUCGAGCGAGAGUAGAAGAAUAGCAAGAAUAGCAAGUCAUGGGAGGUUAAACCUUCUUCUUCUUCUUCUCCACCGCCACAAUCUGCUUCUCUCUCUCUCUCUCUCUCUCUCUGCCUCCGUCACAAUUCUAUUAUCUAUGUCAGAUGUAACAUCAGCAGUAAUGAUAGUAUAGAGUUGUGUUUACUGUUUAUAUGUUUUGCCGGCAAAAGAAUAACAAGAUGUUUAGAAGGUAAUUUUUUUUUGAAAAAACGUUUGUCAAGAUAAAGGUUGAAUGUAAUUGUAGUCAACCAAAAAAAAGGUUGAAUGCAAUUGGAAAA